AUGGCAACAACAACAUCAUUCAAACAUGAAAUUCAAGCAAUAAAUAACGGAAAUCGUAUUCAUCCAAUAGACAUGACAAUGGCAUCUAAUCAAGCAACAAAUAUUCAGACUAAUGAUGAUUCUCAACAAUCAAAUGAAAGUGAUUUUGAUGCAUGUGGAUGGUUAUUAAUUAUUUUUUCAUAUAUUCUUGUUGCUCUUACAUUUCCAAUUACAUUAUUCUUUUGCAUUAAUGUUGUUCAAGAAUAUCAACGUGCUGUUAUUUUUCGUCUUGGACGUAUUUUACCAGGUGGUGCUAAAGGUCCUGGUCUAUUUUUUAUUUUACCUUGUGUGGAUACAAUUUCCAAAGUUGAUUUACGAACAGCAACGUUCAAUGUUCCACCUCAAGAAAUUUUAACACGUGAUUCAGUGACAGUUUCAGUUGAUGCUGUUAUUUAUAGUCGUAUUGUUGAUCCGGUUGCUUCGGUAACUAAAGUAAGUAAUGUUUCGUCUGCAACUCAAUUACUAGCUCAAACAUCAUUACGAAAUAUUCUUGGUACCAAAACACUUCAAGAAAUUCUAAGUGAUCGUGAAACAAUUGCAAAGAGUAUGCAAUUUCAUCUUGAUGAAGGAACUGAUCCAUGGGGUAUUAAAGUUGAACGUGUUGAAAUUACGGAUGUCCGUUUACCUCAAUCAAUGCAACGAUCAAUGGCUGCAGAAGCUGAAGCAAGUCGUGAAGCUCGUGCUAAAGUUAUAGCUGCUGAAGGUGAACAAAAAGCAUCAAGACAAUUAAAAGAAGCAGCCGAUGUUAUUGCUGAAUCACCUAUUGCUUUACAAUUACGUUAUUUACAAACUUUAACACAAAUUUCAGCUGAGAAAAAUUCAACAAUCGUUUUUCCAAUUCCGGUCGAAUUCCUUAGUUUUAUCAAACACGGACGUUAA
Rotaria sordida is the source of this 918-nucleotide messenger RNA. NCBI's taxonomy places the organism in Eukaryota, Metazoa, Rotifera, Eurotatoria, Philodinida, Philodinidae. The record is from the annotation of a GenBank genome assembly.